AUGACUCUGGAUCUUUUCGAGAUUAUCACUAAAGAGGAAGAAUCCUCUAUCUAUGGGACAGCCCCAAGACAUUCCUCUGAUAUAAAAGCCAGGCAAGAAACUGCUGACAGCAUCAUAUCCUCCUGCAAUGACUCUAUUGAUGAUAAAAUCAAGAGAAAAACAAAUUAUCAUGACACUUACAUUCAGGAGAUUCUUCACAUCAUUGAUGAGAAGCUGAGCAAUGCUAAAAUUGAUGCUGACAUAGAGUUUGAGGUGUCUCUGAAACAACACAUCUGUGGAUCUGCAGCCAGGGAAUUUCAGAAGAUGCAUGAAGAAUUUAUACAAGAAAAUGAUCCUUACAGACGUCUGCAGAAAAACAAAAACAAAUUUUGUGCGAGUUUCAAAGAUGUGUUCUAUAAACGAGAUCAAUGCCAGAAGAAAGCUGAAGAGUUCACCAAUCAGUGUCUGAAACCUGCUGUGGAAGAUUUUAUUUAUCGUUCCUUGGGCCUCAACAUAAUCGAUGAAAUGCUGACAGGAGAAGAGUUCAGCACACGAAUGUCUUUUCAAUAUUCAGUUUUAAUGGAUCUUAUUUCAAGGAAUGAAUUUGAACUUUAUCUUUACUACAUCUGUUCCUAUGAAGAUUAUUUAAAAUCCCAGAUAUCUGACAGAAUAAAGAAGCAUUUUUCUGAUGGGUCUAUUUUAGGUGAAAUUGAAGACAGACAUCUUGAGUCGAGCAUUAGCAACAUCAAUGGUGCCAUCAAAAAGGCUGUAGCAACUGAUAGCCUGAAGACAUUUGAUGAAGAGAUCUGCAAAGAACUUGGUGACAAACUGGUGAUAUCCCAGGAUGCUCUUGGUGCCUUCCUGGUCCUAAACAAUGCUGAUCAGAAACAGUUCGCUCACUGGCUCACAGUGUCUGUGAAGGACAUGGCAGAAGCUCUGAGGACAGAUAUUCAGAACAGACCCUUUGAAACCAAACUCAGUCAUCUCCAUGUAAAACCUCAUGUUGAGCUUUUCAACAGAGUGAUCGGUUGUGGCCAGCAGUGCCCAUUCUGUGCAGUACCCUGUGAUGCAGGAGGAAAACUCCACACUGAACAUUUUGCUUCAUUGCAUCGUCCACAGGGCUUGGGUGAGCAUAGAUGGGAGGGAACAGAGCAGCUUAUGACUGACAUCUGCUCUUCUCUGAUUGUCAGUGGAAAGACGUUUUGUUGCAGUGCCACAAAGGAUGAAUGGCACCUUUACAAAAACUAUAAGGAAAUCUACCCAAACUGGGACAUUCGUCCAGAUAUCAGCCUAGAGGCAUCAGACUACUGGAAAUAUGUGAUGGCCAAGUACAACCAGGAAUUUGCCAAAACAUACAUGGCAAAACCAGCAGACAUUCCUCCUGCUUGGAACAAUAUCACAGAACAGCAAGCAAAAGAAAGCCUUAAAGAGUCAUUUAACAUCAAGUGAGACUAGAGUUUUCUAGUCAGGCAUUUCUAUUCUUGAGAAGAUCCAUU
This is a messenger RNA of Gambusia affinis (western mosquitofish), 1475 nucleotides long. RefSeq names its product interferon-induced very large GTPase 1-like. The record is from RefSeq and is a predicted model, not a curated record. Lineage: Eukaryota; Metazoa; Chordata; Actinopteri; Cyprinodontiformes; Poeciliidae. The transcript has 2 exons. Bases 1 to 1428 code for a protein of 475 amino acids.